This is a messenger RNA of Vitis riparia (riverbank grape), 2079 nucleotides long. Its product is annotated as probable aquaporin NIP5-1. Gene Ontology annotation, molecular function: channel activity. Bases 851 to 1747 code for a protein of 298 amino acids. The record is from RefSeq and is a predicted model, not a curated record. The transcript is spliced from 4 exons. Gene Ontology annotation, biological process: transmembrane transport. Gene Ontology annotation, cellular component: membrane. NCBI's taxonomy places the organism in Eukaryota, Viridiplantae, Streptophyta, Magnoliopsida, Vitales, Vitaceae.
GGAAAAAGUCCAUUUAAAUAAUUUAUUUUUUUCGUUUUUUAUAAAAAUGUGUGCUUGUUUAAUACAUUAUUGGAAGGGGUGGUGUAGUGGAAUUAUUAUUUAUAUCAAGGAAAAUUUGGGCGUCACAGGUAAGUGAGGUGUUUUGUCGUCACCGAUGCCUUCAUGCGCUGCACAUUUUCGCCACAAUGAAACAGUUCUGCCUCAAGGCUGUGACUCUAGCACCACCUUUUGAGUGAAUAGCUGUGAAGGUGAUGGGAACGAGCAUUGACUUUGCUCCUCCCUCUUUUUGUGUGUAUAUAAGAAUGCAUUUAUGCAAGCACUCAAUGCACCAAACAGACCCUUCUUCAACCUCUCGUCCUCUCUCUCUCUCUCUCUGUUUUCAAUCUCCAGGUUCUUUCUUUUCUCUGCUCCAUUUUAUCUCCUUUUCAAGUUUUCUCAAUUCUGAUGAAGGUGCUUUUCAUUUGAGUGUAAGCACUUCUUUUAUAUAAGCUGGCUCGUUUCAGUUCUCUUCUUCCUUAGCAACACAUUCAUAAAAUCCUGCACAGCAUGUAACUUUCUCCCAAGUUUUCUUCCCAGAAAUCAAAAUUUGAAAAAAAAAAAAAAAAAACGUAGUUUUAUCUACCCAUAUGUUUUUCUGAGGGUUUCUUAUCUGGGUUAGUGUCACUCACUCUGGCCAAGAUUAGGACGAUUGUGUAGCGACACCUUUAUAAAGACCGUCAAAUCAUGUAACUUCCCUUCAAAUCCCAUCACUCAAUCUCUCCCCUCACCCCCCCUCCCCCACCCCUACCCAAGAAAAACCAAAAAAAAAAAAAAAAAAAAAAAAAAAAAAAAUUAUCACUUUUGCUUCUCAAUGGCGGAAGCAGAAACUGGUACGCCGACAGCGUCGGCGCCGGCGACGCCUGGAACACCCGGGGGCCCAUUGUUUUCGUCGCUCCGAGUCGACUCGCUGUCCUACGAUCGUAAGUCAAUGCCGCGAUGCAAGUGCCUGCCGGUUGGGGCCGCCUCGUGGGCUCCAUCUCCUACCUGUUUCACAGAUUUUCCUACGCCCGACGUCUCUCUCACCCGGAAGCUUGGAGCAGAGUUUGUGGGAACCUUCAUCUUGAUAUUUGCAGCGACGGCGGGACCCAUCGUGAACCAGAAGUACAGUGGGGCGGAGACUCUGAUAGGGAAUGCGGCAUGCGCCGGGCUUGCGGUGAUGAUAGUGAUUCUUUCCACAGGCCAUAUCUCAGGAGCUCACCUCAACCCCUCCCUCACGAUUGCCUUCGCCGCGCUUCGUCACUUCCCGUGGGUGCAAGUUCCGGCCUAUAUCGCAGCACAAGUUUCAGCAUCCAUCUGCGCUUCCUUCGCUCUCAAGGCUGUUUUCCACCCUUUCAUGUCCGGUGGUGUCACCGUCCCUUCGGUCAGCAUUGGGCAGGCCUUCGCCCUUGAGUUCCUUAUCACUUUCAAUCUCUUGUUCGUUGUCACCGCCGUCGCCACGGAUACUCGAGCUGUGGGGGAGUUGGCUGGUAUAGCGGUUGGAGCCACUGUUAUGCUGAACAUUCUUGUGGCAGGGCCGUCGAGUGGUGGUUCGAUGAAUCCAGUGAGGACUCUGGGGCCGGCCGUGGCAGCAGGGAAUUACAGGGCGAUAUGGAUAUAUCUGGUGGCUCCAACGCUAGGGGCUGUGGCGGGGGCAGCUAUCUACACAGCUGUCAAACUCCGAGCGGAUGAGGGUGAGCAACCUCGCCAGGUCAGGAGCUUCCGUCGCUAGGGCUAGGCCCCUCGUCCUCCUACUACUACCUACGUAUUGUAUCAAUUAUUGGUGGUGAGUGUGUUAUAGUAGACGAUAGCUUUCCUAUAAAAGCUUAACAAUAAAAGUGGAAGUGACGCAAAGUCCACGCCCCAUCAGUUUAGCUUGGCUUGUCAAAUAAUGUUGCUUGUCUUAUUGUCUUAGCGGCCACAUCAUUGUGAUGGCGGACGCCGGGACGGUGCUUCUCUCUAAUCUCUAUAGUUCAACCCCCCUGGGAAAAAGACAACGUGUGUUUCUGUGUGUGAUUCUCGUUAUGAUAAUGUUAAUAAAGUACUGAUUGUGUUUUGGUACUA